Erinaceus europaeus (western European hedgehog) is the source of this 1313-nucleotide messenger RNA. RefSeq names its product CCDC163 homolog (gene CCDC163). NCBI's taxonomy places the organism in Eukaryota, Metazoa, Chordata, Mammalia, Eulipotyphla, Erinaceidae. The coding region runs from base 349 to 1158 and encodes 269 amino acids. The record is from RefSeq and is a predicted model, not a curated record. The transcript is spliced from 8 exons.
UUUCCCAAGUGGCACUGCGGCAGUCGGUUGCACUUUCCUGGCCUAAGCGAUGGUUUGCCCCGGGUGGCGGCGAGAUGGCGCAGGUUCGCUGCCUCUCCGGAGGUCUUGACCAAGACUCGUAUCUUCAAUUCUCACCUGAUACCUGCGUAUGGUAUCGCGUUUUCCCACCAGUUCCCUAAAAACGCUAUACCCCUGACUCUUCCCAGAGACGCAUGUUUGAUUUGAUACUGUUUCCCGCCUCCCCUUUGUUGGAUCUGAUCUGACAUUGAAGCUGUGGGUGCCUCGGAUGUACCGGGCUGCAAGAGCAAAGACACAGAAAGCCUAAGGGCCAUUCCCCUGCCUCAGGCUAUGCAUAGCAGCUGGUCUGAGCGGCUCGAUGAGCUUCUCAGUGCUACUGACGGAAAUGUGGCCCGGAUUAAGCAGCGGCUCUAUCCCCUUGGAGUUUCCACCGCAGCCAGAGACUUGAUUGGGACCUGGAUUUCCCCUCACCACUUGCCUCCCCAGCCAGGAGCCCAAACUCCAGGACCUUGGGCUCUAGAGACUCUCACUGCCCCAGGGAGGCUGAGCUGGGCCAAGACCCACACUGCAUCUCCUCUCCAAGAUGAAGUGCUUAUUCUCCAAACCCAGCUUCAAUCCCAGACUCAGGCAGUGGAGACACUGAGGCAGACUGUGCAGGAUCUUCUAGAAGAUCAAGAGCAGCAAAAGCACCAGAUCUGCUCCUUGGAAGCAUCAGUAAGGUUGCUACAGAGGGGCCCAGAGAGGAGGACCCUUCUCCUGGAGCAAAGACUGGAGAGGAUGAGAAAGGAACUACAGAGCCUUCGAAGCCAGGUGCAAGAACAGUGCCAAGCUCAAAUACAAACACGUCCUAGAAAGUGCAGUACUCCUAGUGUUCUUCACCAAGAGUUUCAGAAUGAGCAGCAGCUGCUAUGGGAGGAGUCAGAGGUUCUGCGAGAGGAACUGAAGUUGCUUCAAGACCAGCUGAGCCAGCACCAAGAGCUGCUGCUGAAACAGAUGACUGAAGGUCGACAGACUCAGGCCUGCAACUGGAAGAUUUCCAGUGGAGCACCCUUUCUAACCUGGAGCCCAGUAUCUUACAGCUCAAGAUCCAGAACCUUGAGAAGGAGUACCUGUCCUUUAAGGAACCCAAGAUGCUCCUGAGUGACAAGUAAUACCUGUAAGAGUAAGAGUAGAAGAAUGAAAUCUUUGCUCACUUUUCCAUAUAAGUUCCCAUUUCUGGGUUCCCCAUAUAACUGGUAUCUAUUCUCCCCAAUUUCUGUUCACCAACUGCAAUAAAAUGACUUGGCUUUUCCUGA